Molecule: messenger RNA, 435 nt
Organism: Arabis nemorensis
Lineage: Eukaryota; Viridiplantae; Streptophyta; Magnoliopsida; Brassicales; Brassicaceae
Source: the annotation of a GenBank genome assembly
AUGUCGAGGAUGAUCUCUUUUCAAUGUGGUUGUGAUGUCUUCUCUCCUUCUCUGCCUAAUAGUGGCGUUCCUCUCGGUUUUCCUCCAGUUCCGGUCUUCCAUUCGCUAGUGGCUUCUUUGAAUCUUUUCGGGUCUGGUUAUGUUGUUUCAUUCCUCUUUGGAUUCUGCUUCAGCUGUUUUAGGUUUUGUCUCGCUUCUAGUUUCUACAAUUUGAGUCUUUUCAAGAUCUUCACCUUCGUUAUUGGCUAUUCUCGAGACGUUAUUAACAAUUGGAUUUGUUCACCGUCAUCUCUGGAAGUGUUUGUGUUGCUUGAUGCUUCCGGCUUGUCAGAGUGUUUAGCUUGGGCUUUGAUUUGUGAGGUAUAUCUUAUUCGUUGUAGGAGGUUUCAAUUGUGUGUUCUUGCGAUUGGUGUUGAUGGUGGUUUGUUCGGUUAG